CCCGCACCGCGCAGCUGCCGCCGCUCCUUUCCCGGUGCCUCCCUCUCCGUGGCACGCAAGCAAGCGAGGGAGCGUACAGGGAGACGGAGGGAGGGGAGUCGAGGAAGGGGUGAGGGGUAGACGAGGGCAGGAAAGAGGCGACGUCACGCUGCGCGAGCAUUUCCACAGAGUUACCGCGCUCGCGGGGAACGGGCCGAGACGCACGCGGGACGCACGCCGCCACCAACGCUCCGUAAGCUCCUGCUGCUGUCGCUGACGUUGUUUUUGCUGUCAUCGCUGUUUUGGUGGUGGUGUUGCUGUUGUCAGUGUUAUUCUCACGUCGCAAGCGGCCGAGAGGAAACUCGCAAAACUCGACCCGUACGCCGGUACCGCAUCUAACGGACGACGGGUACAGCAGGUGCUACCCGUCGUGCCCACCCCCCCAGCAGCGAGGAGAUAGCAGCGGCGGCGUCCCCGCAUCACCCGAGGCGCUGACCGUCGAGGACCUUCGCCCCCCCCAACAUGGUUGCAGCGCGAGCGGGCCCCGCGUGGCUGUUGACGGCCGCGUUCCUCCUCACCCUCGCGGCCACGGCGGCCUUGAGCACCGGCGCGGGGCGGCGGCAGCAGCAGCAGCGCUGGAGCAGCCCGGCGGUGCCGCGCCGGCCGCGCCAACCGCAAUUCUUUCUGGAUUUCGCGGCGGCGGAUGAGGCCCUGGAACUCUCUGGGGAUGGCACAGACUCGGGGUAUUUGCCCGGGGGCUCGGGCUACCCCGGGAUACGUCCGCCGGUGGCGCCCAAACCACCGGCGGCGCCCAAACCACCGGCGGCGCCCAAACCACCGACCUCCCCCGUGGCGCCCCCUCAGCCCCCCUCCGUGGGGUGCCCCUUCGGUUGCCAGUGCAGCCUGCGUGUGGUGCAGUGCUCCGAUCUUGGCCUCAAGUCGGUGCCGGCCGGCAUCCCGAAGGACGCGCGGAUGGUCGACCUCCAGAGCAACAAGAUCACAGAGAUCAAGCAAGACGACUUCAAGGGCCUGGCCCAGCUGCACGCGCUGUUCCUGGUGAACAACCUCAUAGCGAAGAUACACCCCAAGGCGUUUGCGCCCAUGGUGAGCCUGGACAAGCUCUACAUCUCCCACAACCGCCUCACGGAGGUCCCCACGGGGCUACCGCCCUCGCUCAUCGAGCUGCGGGUCCACGAGAACUUAAUCAAGCGCGUGCCCAAAGACACGUUCAUCAACAAUGGGCAGCUCCACGUCAUCGAGCUGGGCAAGAACCCGCUACCAAGCUCGGGCAUCGAGGUGGGCGCCUUCAACGGCCUGGACAAGCUCACCUACAUCCGCAUCUCCUACUCCAAGCUCACGCAGCUGCCCAAGGAGCUGCCAAACUCCCUGCUGGAGCUGCACCUGGAGGGAAAUGAGAUCGUUGCCAUUGAGGAUGAAGACCUCUUCGGGUACCCGUACCUCUUCCGACUGGGCUUGAGCUACAACAAGAUCACAGAGGUGCAGAAUGGCAGCCUCGCCGUGAGCGGCAACCUGCGCGAGCUUCACCUGGAUAACAACCUCCUGGUCAGCGUGCCGCCGGGCCUGUCCAAGCUCCGCAGCCUCAACGUGGUCUACCUGCACAGCAACAAGAUCAAGGAGGUGAAGCCCACCGACUUCUGCCCAACGGUGUUCAGCCCCAAGCGCGCCCAGUAUGCCGGCAUCUCGCUCUACGACAACCCCGUCAAGUACUGGGAGGUCCCACCCAGCGUCUUCCGCUGCGUCCACAACCACAACGCAAUCCACUUUGGCAGCAACUACCGCAAAUAGCCGCCGCGGCCUGCGCGGGCCGCAUUUACACUCGCCGGGUAAUCCGGCAACCCAAGCGGACACUUACACGGGGACAACUAGACAGCCGGUUAGCCAGUCCCCUAGCCCGCCAGGUACACAGCCAACCAGUCUUGCAGCCAACCAAACAGACGCUUACAAAGCCAGCUCGCCUGCUAGCUUGCUAACCAGCCAAAGAGACAUACAAAGCCAGCCAGCCAGCUGAACAUAUACUUACAUAGCUAGUCAGCCAGCCUGCUAACCCGCUAGCCUGGAAGCCAGCUAGUCUUCUGGCUAACUAACCAGCUACACUUACACAUCCAGCCAGCCCACCAGCCAGGCCACCAGCCAGCCAAAGAGACGGAUAGAGCCAGCCAGCGAGCCAGCCCAUGCGCACCACCCAUGCCUGUCGAGCGCCGCGAGCACGAGCGCCCAAGUCGGUUAAAUCGAAGCGUCCGUUUUGAAAGAAACAAAACAAAAUCAUUCCAAUAAUCGCUAAAAGUCUGAGAAAGGCGGUAGUCACCGCAUCGCGCGCUCUCAGAUGCGCUUCUGCAGCUGUCUGGAACACUCUUCCUUCCGAUAUUAGGAAACCACUGGAGCCACGCACUUUUAAAAUCUACAUUGAAAACUAAUUUCUUUAGAACUGCUUUGUGUGUGUUAGUUUGUUGUCCUUCUCCCGCACUCUCCGAUUAGCGUGAUUGGCUACGUACGGUGCGAGAGAAGUUCAACACACACACGUACAAAGUGAUGUAAAGGGGUAGCGUAGCAGACACAGCUGUUAACCAGUGCUCAUGGCACCAACUCCCGCGUCAAGUUUCACACCGCACCGGUAAAGUCAACCAUUACCUUGCAGUCCCCUGGCCACUGUAUGCCAACGUCACCGACCACUGUGUGCCAACGUCACCGUCCGCAGUGGAAACCUUGCCCGCCAAGUCACUGAAUUGGGAAACGCACAGCUAUCGUCAUCCGCUUUGUUUGGUUCGAACACCCGGCAGGACCCUCCUGACACUCGACGAGGCUUUCCUGGGAUAAAGAGAAUAACAAUAAAUCAUAAUACCAUGAGUAAAUUUUCCUAAAUGCUGUAUGGUAUUUAACAGCUAACCAAUCGGGCAAGCAUUCGCUACACCCUUACAUUUUAACGGCCGCGUUACUUUGAACUCCCCUGCGAACACUCGGUCCAAGAAAAAAACCGAGGAGGGGGGGCAGUCUUGCAAACCCGUGAAAGCUUCUUCGCGAGAAUCCUUUGCGAAGCACCGACCAUUCUUCAAAGUCAAGAACACACUUUUCCAAAUCGAAUGCAAACUAAACAAAUAGCGGCCCCCCCCCCUCGUGGGGUCUCCCCCGAAGGUCACAUGACCGGCUCCAUCCUCCUCCACGCGUGUGUCAAAUGUUUUUCCGCCUCGCGAUCUCAAAGCGGCGUGGCACCGUCGCUCUGCGUGGUGUACGCGCUGUUCCACGCCGACUUGAAAUCGCCGUACAUUAAAACAGGGUUCCGGUACGCGCGUAAGUAAAGUAAAAAAAAAAAACAACAAAGUCGGUGGCCGACAACGUUCCCGGACUCACCGCGGACGACAGCCGUACGAAGGACUCGCGCGUUCGGUCGAUGCGUGAAACGAGCUCCAUUAUGGUGGAGCUCGUAUGGAGCGCUGCGCAGGCCUGGCUGCCCUUGGCCUGCCAAGUGAAGCGACCACCCCCCGCCACUACCCCCCCCCCCCCCCAGCUGCGCGCUCGCUGGAAACGCAACGAUAAACUGAUUCCAAGUAAUAUCGGUCCUCGCGCUCAUGACACGCGUGCAUGCACUCGCGCUAAACGCGAGCGUCAGAAUCCAUCGCGAACAAAUUACGGAAACGAUAUGUGAAGAAUGAGGAUGCUGUGGCAAUGCGCUGAUAGGGGGCAAAAUGGAGAGAACAAAAAACGGCACAAAAACCCCCAAUGGGACCCAAAGGAGGUGACACGAACGAGCCGGUCGACAUUAAGAAAAAAAGCGAUUCACAAAAAUAACUUAAACUGCAAAAAAAUAACCAUUUGCCGAUAUCGCCACCCCCCACCGCUAGCGGCAGACUCACGCCCACGUUUAGGCCGGCGAUGCGUUCACACCGUGUGCCGGCACAAAGACAGCUGUCAUCAUCCCAGUCUCCCCCACCUGCCCCCCAGGCUCAACAACAAAAACCACAACAGUGGGACAUCGUAAUGGUUGAGAUGAGAUGUGGUGAAAAAUAAGAAUAGGUUUUACCCCUUUUCUGGCAAAAAGGGUAAAGCCUAUUCUUAUUUUUCAUAGUUUUGGAUAAUGGCGAAAGGUGCCGUAGAUAUGGGAUGCGGUGAUGUAAUGCGACCGCAUCCCAUAUAGGCAAAACCCCUAAAUCCUCCCGAGUGAGGGACAAAAAACCUUGGUGAUUCUACGACAUGAACUGUGACCACAAACUGUGACAAUCCCGUCGCAGAUCGCCACACUGGCUUCACGCCCAGGGCUAUCACGAUUACCGCGUGAUAAUUAAUUAACAAUUUGCAUCCUGAUGAUGUGUGGCACCCCUUAGUGGCCGCAGGGUUAACGGUAAUCGAGGACGCUCGUCAAAACGCCGAAUCAAAAGACCACUCGAUUCCUGUUCACGCAAUACCGCGCGCGCACCGAGUGUGCGAGAACUGUUUCUUCUAUCGUUUAAUCCCAACGUGCGCUAUCGGCAUCACGAGAUGGAGGACCCAUUUCUGAAAGCUCGCAGGGCAGUGCAUCGCCACCUGUGCUCGCUGCAACCCAGCUGCCCGGCACUCCACUCAUUGUGAGUGUCACUCCUCCGCCCUCCGCUAUCGGCAUAAUGAGAUGAAGGACCCACUUCAGAAAGCUAGCAGGGCAGUGCAUCAUCACCCCUCUCAUGUUGGAGAAAAGCCCGUGGAAGCGGAUGUUGCAGAGCUACCUCUGAGAUCCCUUCAGAAAUGGCCACCAGACACAGCAGGGGGCAGCACUUUCCCAGCCGCUUGGCGUACAAGAGUGAGUUUUUUUCGUAUGACAUCAAAGCCACAUGCAGUCUGUAUCUCAUAACGUGGCAGCAGUUCCCUUCCUGAAGAACACCGCGUUUUGGACAAAAAUAAAUAUAUAAAUAUGGGGUGUAAAGCACAGUCCACGAUACCAUGUGAGAAGCGAACGCAGGCCGAACAGACUGAGGCGCCGUGGGUAGCACCUAGAAGCAUCCAGAAGCAUCCCAGUGCCUUGUGUGAUGGUAAGCCGGAGGCAGCCGUGCGACCGCUUAUUCCUACACGCGCGGCGGAGUUCCGUUCAUUCGAUCGCGUUACAUCCAAUUCGCAUCCACUUUUUCACAAAAAAUGUGUUCCCUAAAUAAAUUGACCAUCGCGUCAUAUCCGAUUCGCGUUUUACGAAAACAACGUGCAUUUGUAGGGGAACGGACCGUAUUUAAUUUUCAGAGCUGGAUUUUUUUUUAUCAAAUUAAGUGCGGCAACCGGGCAGAGACCAAUGGGCUCGCUGCGCUCGAGAGCCCAAGCUUAAUGGCAGGCGGCGCUGGAACCCCCCGAAGGGGAUGCGAACCCAGGUUUGUGAGCGGUGCCGAGCCUCAUGAGCUCACAGACCCCCAGAAGAGUGCACCGUCUCUUUUAAUCCAGGAAGCUGCCGCGGAAAAAUAAUAAAAAUCACACCCGGGUUUUAUUUACGAACGCUUAAGACACCGGCGCUGCUUUGCUAACACAGCGAUGUAAAAAAACGCUUGCGCUCGGGUUAAUAGCGAGCCGUCAAUUUUGUGUUCAUACGAUGACCGUGUGGCGCCGGCGGGGGGGGGGGGGGGA
Messenger RNA from Petromyzon marinus (sea lamprey), 5571 nucleotides. The record is from RefSeq and is a predicted model, not a curated record. NCBI's taxonomy places the organism in Eukaryota, Metazoa, Chordata, Hyperoartia, Petromyzontiformes, Petromyzontidae.